Molecule: messenger RNA, 3166 nt
Organism: Arabidopsis arenosa
Lineage: Eukaryota; Viridiplantae; Streptophyta; Magnoliopsida; Brassicales; Brassicaceae
Source: the annotation of a GenBank genome assembly
AUCGAACGGUUUAUCAGCUUUCUGACUUUGCUUGAACAGAUCGGUCAGGUGAACAAAAAAGAGAGACUCUUGUGAAGAAGAGAUCGCUGCGAUCUAUAACGGUUCCAUUGGCUGGAAGAUUCUUCUUCCUUGUUUUGAUCUUGUUCGUAUUACAUAAGUCUGUGUGAUUUUUCGUGGCUAAAGAGAUAUGGAUUUGGCAUCCCGUUAUAAGGGGGUUGUUGGAAUGGUUUUUGGCGACAAUCAGUCUUCGAAUGAAGACAGUUACAUUCAACGUCUGCUGGAUCGUAUAAGUAAUGGUACCUUGCCUGACGAUAGGAGAACUGCUAUAGUAGAACUUCAGUCUGUUGUAGCAGAAAGUAAUGCUGCUCAAUUAGCUUUUGGAGCAGCCGGAUUUCCUGUGAUAAUGGGCAUCCUAAAGGACCAGCGGGAUGAUGUUGAAAUGGUUCGAGGUGCUUUAGAAACUCUUCUUGGCGCUCUAACGCCAAUCGAUCAUGCAAGGGUACAGAAGACUGAAGUCCAUGCAGCUCUUAUGAACUCUGACUUGCUCUCCCGUGAAGCUGAAAAUAUCACUCUUCUUUUGAGUUUGCUGGAGGAAGAAGACUUUUAUGUUCGAUAUUACACUCUUCAGAUUUUGACAGCUCUGCUUAUGAAUUCUCAAAACAGGUUGCAGGAAGCUAUUUUGACCACUCCUCGCGGUAUAACUCGACUCAUGGAUAUGCUAAUGGAUAGAGAGGUAAUCCGGAACGAGGCUUUGUUGCUUCUUACGCACUUGACUCGUGAAGCAGAGGAGAUCCAAAAAAUCGUUGUCUUUGAAGGUGCAUUUGAAAAGAUUUUUAGCAUCAUUAAGGAAGAAGGGGGGUCAGAUGGCGAUGUGGUUGUGCAGGACUGUCUGGAGUUGUUGAACAAUCUUCUUCGCAGCAGUUCAUCAAACCAGAUACUACUAAGGGAGACCAUGGGUUUUGAACCGAUCAUUUCAAUUCUAAAACUGCGAGGGAUUACAUAUAAGUUUACCAAGCAAAAGACUGUUAAUCUACUUAGUGCACUGGAGACAAUUAAUAUGCUGAUCAUGGGAGGUGCAGACACGGAGCCUGGAAAAGAUUCAAACAAGUUGGCAAAUAGAACAGUUUUAGUUCAGAAAAAACUGCUAGACCACCUUCUGAUGUUGGGUGUUGAAAGCCAAUGGGCGCCUGUUGCUGUUCGCUGCAUGACAUUUAAAUGCAUUGGAGAUCUAAUUGAUGGACAUCCCAAGAACCGUGAUAUCCUUGCUAGCAAAGUUCUUGGUGAAGAUCGGCAAGUAGAACCUGCACUCAAUUCUAUCCUCAGGAUCAUUUUACAGACGUCCAAUAUUCAAGAGUUUGUUGCAGCUGAUUACGUUUUCAAGACGUUCUGUGAGAAAAAUCCCGAGGGUCAAACAAUGCUAGCUUCGACUUUAAUACCUCAACCACAUCCCACAGCCCGAGAUCCUCUAGAAGAUGAUGUUCACAUGUCAUUUGGAAGUAUGUUGUUACGAGGCCUUUGUUCUGGUGAAGCUGAUGGUGAUCUUGAGACAUGUUGCAGAGCUGCAAGCAUUCUUUUUCAUGUUGUGAAGGACAACCUUCAGUGCAAGGAAAAGGCUUUGAAAAUCGUACUUGAAUCACCUAUGCCUUCCAUGGGAACUCCAGAGCCUCUCUUUCAGAGGAUUGUCAGAUACCUGGCUGUUGCUUCUUCCAUGAAAAGCAAAGAUAAAUCAAGCACACUGGGGAAAUCAUAUAUUCAACAGAUCAUUUUAAAACUGCUUGUGACAUGGACUGUUGAUUGUCCGGCUGCAGUUCAGUGCUUUUUAGAUUCUCGCCACCACCUAACGUUUUUGCUCGAGCUGGUAACAGACCCAGCUGCAACAGUUUGCAUAAGGGGAUUGGCGUCUAUUCUAUUGGGAGAAUGCGUCAUUUACAAUAAAUCAAUUGAGAAUGGUAAAGAUGCUUUUGCUGUAGUUGAUGCUGUGGGCCAGAAGAUGGGGCUUACAUCAUACUUCUCGAAGUUUGAAGAGAUGCAGAACAGCUUCAUCUUCUCUACCUCCAAGAAACCUCAACAGGGUUAUAAACCGUUGACAAGAACAGCCACGCCUAGUGAAGCCGAGAUUAAUGAGGUGGAUGGGGCAGAUGAAAUGGUUAGAGGGAAUGAGGAUCACCCAAUGCUCUUGUCUUUGUUUGAUGCUAGUUUCAUAGGCUUAGUGAAGAGCCUGGAAGGCAACAUCAGAGAGAGAAUAGUGGAGGUGUAUAGUCGGCCAAAAAGUGAGGUGGCUGUAGUACCAGCAGAUUUGGAGCAGAAGAGCGGAGAAACCGAGAAAGACUACAUCAACCGCUUGAAAGCCUUUAUAGAGAAACAGUGCUCGGAAAUUCAGAACCUCCUAGCUCGUAACGCUGCUUUGGCAGAAGACGUAGCUAGCUCUGGCAGGAAUGAGCAAUCUCAAGGAUCAGAGCAAAGAGCAAGUACAGUCAUGGACAAGGUUCAGAUGGAAAGCAUCAGGCGAGAACUUCAGGAGACAUCUCAGCGUUUAGAGACGGUUAAGGCUGAAAAAGCAAAGAUCGAAUCCGAGGCAUCAAGUUACAAGAACAUGGCGGCGAAACUUGAGUCGGAUCUAAAAAGCUUAUCGGAUGCAUACAACAGUCUCGAACAAGCGAAUUACCACCUUGAGCAGGAAGUGAAAUCCUUGAAAGGAGGAGAUCCGAUGAAGGUUCCUGAUAUAGAAGCCAUUAAGGAAGAAGUGAGAAAAGAAGCUCAGAAAGAGAGCGAAGAUGAAUUAAACGACUUGUUAGUAUGUUUGGGACAAGAGGAGAGCAAGGUCGAGAAACUAAGCGCGAAGCUGAUAGAAUUAGGAGUUGAUGUUGAUAAGCUUUUAGAGGAUAUUGGGGACGAAUCAGAAGCUCAAGCGGAAUCUGAAGAAGACUGACCAUUGAACUAAGUAGUAGAGAUUUUAUGUCCUCUAAAAUGCUCUCUCAUCAGGUAAUGGAACUUGUACAGUCUUGGGUGGUUUAUUUUGAUGUUUGACAAUUCUCGUUGCUUAAUCUUUUAGUUAUAACUCUUUAAAUUAUCUACCAACUUCUUAGAUUGCUCGAAACAUGUUAUUACCAUUGUCUUACGUUUUGCAGAUUCAUCUACAUUUUAACAAUGAAACACAAUGUGAUAU